This is a messenger RNA of Vicia villosa (hairy vetch), 750 nucleotides long. RefSeq lists its product as uncharacterized. Gene Ontology annotation, cellular component: mitochondrion. The coding region runs from base 143 to 391 and encodes 82 amino acids. The transcript has 4 exons. NCBI's taxonomy places the organism in Eukaryota, Viridiplantae, Streptophyta, Magnoliopsida, Fabales, Fabaceae. The record is from RefSeq and is a predicted model, not a curated record.
AAAAAAAAUCAUAAAAAUCAUUUUUAAUACUUUCGUUCUUCCAUUCCAUCUUCUCCACGACCCUCGCGCCCUUCUAAAACUCUGCCUUAACCCUUCCCUCAAUCGCUAUUUUCUAUCUCGAGAAGGUGUUGUUUGAGAGAAGAUGCAUCCUCCUUUAACAUUGCACAAACACCCUAUGUGCGCUGAAAUUAUUGAGGAGUUUCAAAAGUGUCACGUGGAACACCCUAUUGCAAAAUUCUUUGGCGAAUGUACAGAUUUGAAAAUAAAAUUGGAUCGUUGCUUCAGAGCAGAAAAAGCGGUGAAGAGAAAGGCCAACUUUGAGAAGAGCAAAGAGUUAAAGGAACAGUUGCGAGUUUUCAGGAAAGAAAAUGCUGCAAACAGCAGUCAAUAGAAAGGAUUUCCUGCUUCUUUGAAAACCAAAACUGUUGUGCAAAAUUCGAUUCUUAGUUUUGUACAAUGGCCUGAUAUGAUAUUUUGCCAUUUUCAAAACAUUGAAUUAUUCUAUUAUAUUGUUAGAAUUAUUGCCAUUCCUUUGUUAGAAGAAGGAUUUCCUCCAUAUUAGAGAGGUCGUGUAGCUUCUAAACAAAUGUAUGAAAAAAGGAUAAAAAAUAAAUGAAAAACAUUAAUCUUUAAAGCUAGUGACAUAUAUUUUGUAUAAUUUAACUUUUAUAUACUCAACAUUAAUAACAGAGCUCUCUAUUUGUUUACAGAAUAUAUAGGAAUCCUCUAUUUGCCUCACCAUUACUUAAU